ACUAGGAAGUGAUAGUGAGAAUGAUAUGUAACGGAAAGAUGUUAACUGGAGUUUAGUAACAUUAACUUUCCUUUGUUUGGAGCCUGUUUGGACCCCGUGACGGUCAGGGAGUACAGUUAACUAGACCAACGAUAGCUACACUGAACAGAAAAUGCAGUCAGCACGAAAACGUCGAGGCAACGAUUCGCAGAGGGAGACACAAACUAGCACUCCUGGUGGUUUGAAGGAAUAUGUACCACAGCAAAAAAGGCAGCACUUCCACUUUGACCUAUGGUUCUGCCUGACUCUGCAGAAUUGGAUACUGGACUUUGGAAGGCCUAUUGUCAUGAUUAUCCUUCCUUUGGAGUGGUUUCCCCUGAACAAGCCCAGUGCUGGGGACUAUUUCCACAUGGCCUACAACGUCAUAACGCCAUUUCUAAUGCUCAAGCUGAUUGAGCGCAGUCCCAAGGCGCUGCCUCGCUCAGCUGUCUACCUCUGCAUCAUCACGUUCGUCAUGGGAGCCAGCAUCCACCUGGUGGGAGACUCCAUCAACCAUCGGCUCAUCCUGAGUGGCUACCAGCUCCACCUGUCAGUGAGAGAGAAUCCAAUCAUCAGAGACCUCAAACCUGCCUCACUGAUUGACUCCUUUGAGCUGCUGUAUUUUUAUGAUGAACAGCUGGGACACUUGAUGUGGUAUAUUCCCUUCUUCAUCAUCCUGUUCAUCUAUUUCACCGGCUGCUUCACCAAGGCCAAGGAGCAGAAGAAGAUUCCCGUCUCUGGUUGGCUGUUGCUGGGACCCAGUGCCCUCUACUAUUGGUACCUCGUCACUGAAGGACAAAUCACUGAACUUUUCCUCCUCACCUUCCUUGCCAUGGUUGUCAUGAUGAUACAUCAACAGCGUAAAGGCUUCAGCCCGGACAGCAAUGGCCUGUUCCUAUUCUGUAGUUUCAGUGUUACUAUUUUUCUGGUGGCGCUUUGGGUUGGCUAUCUGUGGAACGACCCGGUGCUACGCAACAAGUACCCCGGACUCAUUUAUGUGCCAGAACCUUGGUCCUACUACACUUUACAUAUCAAGGAAAACCACUGAUUUACAGCUGUCCAGCAGGUUUCCUGCAACAGAGUCAAUGGCUGUACUCGACCGAUGAAGGUUGUUGAUGUGCACCAUAUCACUGUAAACAAAAGGUUCUUCAGCCUCAGCCAUGUAUUCAGAAGGGAAUUUGUCUUCUGUUUUUUUCUAUAUUGAUACACAACCUUGGUUAGAAUUGUGAUGUUGAUCUGAAUUUGCACAUGCAAUCAGAGCUGUAAAAACGUGAUCUUGUGGCAUCUGGCACUAUGGUAGAUAUCCUACAUUAGUCCAGCACUGACAGACUUCAGGUAAGCAGGAAUGACUGAGCUCUUUAAUUAGUCUUUGGGGUGGGAAGGGUUGUAUUACAUUUAUCCCGUUUUAGUUUUAUGAACCCUCUUGCUCAUUAUCUGAGACAGAAAGGUGAGCGAGCAUGUUCUUUAAUAAUUAUCUACCUUAAUUAGCCUUAAUGGGACCGGCCAACCCACUUUGUCAUACAGUUUGCUAGAUUUUUUGUCGGAUGGUGAGAACAGUUGACACUGGUCUGUGUUUUCACAUGGCAUGAUUACAGAUUUGCAAAGAGACCAAAAGGAGAAAAACAGUCCCAACAGUCCCCUGUUUUUUAGCCUGCUCCACACAAAUUGCCCAACCCUUGUUACCCAGAAACCAACCAGUAAUACAAGCGUACCCCAGGUUUACUGUAUGCCAGUUAGUUUUGCAAUAACUAGAUUUAACAUGAUAAGGAUAUGCACUGAUACGCACUGUCUUUUACCCUGAACAACCUUGGUUCUUUGAGUCCUUUUGGCCCCCUUGCAACUUUGGUAAUUACAAGGUUAUGAAUGAACAAACUCAAGGUGAAUAUCUGAACAGUACAUCAACUGAAAAAGUAGAAAACAAAUUAACCAUUUCCAUCUGACGGACUUCUUCUGGGUAUUGAAGGCCAAAGCUGAUGGACAAAUAAAAACACAUUUGCACUUUGUAUUUCAAACAGCCAGAAAGUAGUAAAACAACAAUUUAGAUUAUAAAAACGAAACAAUCAACUAAAGUUUUGUAAAACAACAACAUAAAAAAGCCAAAUAUAAUAAUAUAAAGCCAAAAGAUCAACAAGCUCAACAUAGAUAAGUCUGAUGGUGAAAUUCUGCAGUAUUACUGUCCGUAAACAACAGGGUCUGUUUGUAAAUCAGAAAGAAAAGUGAAUAAAAAAGUGAUUUAAAAAUGAAAUACUAAAUAGAAAAUAGUUUCAAAGCUAUAAGUUAAAAAAGAAGACCUCUCAGGCAGUUAAUGUUUCACACGUUAGAUAUGCAAAUAUGUUACCAUUUAUUUAUACAAGAGCUAUUCAUCGAGCCCUUUUGCCAGCAUGCACUCCUUGACAACACAUUGUUCUUUAUUGCAUUUUUUUUUUUACACAUUGCAGUGUUCACAAUGAAAAUAAGUCUAUUGUUCCAAUGCUUUUAUAUUAUUCAAAGGCAACGGAAGCAUGAGCAGGUUGACAAACAAAUGAAAAAACCUUUUUUUUUGAAAGACGAUUUUACUGAUUGUUACUUUGCUGUUUUUCUUUCCAUGUUCUCAUUGUAAAUUGAUCACUGUUGUUAAUGUAAGUUAUGUUCUAUGUUCUUAAUAGUGUUUCUUUGCUUCGGAUCACUUUGUUGCUGAUAAAUUAAUGUAUAAUUACUGGUUCCACACUGUUUAAAUUUUAAAUAUGUUUUUAUACUAAUAAAAAUGUUCAAAUUGA
Messenger RNA from Centropristis striata (black sea bass), 2774 nucleotides. RefSeq names its product CLN6 transmembrane ER protein a (gene cln6a). The coding region runs from base 152 to 1066 and encodes 304 amino acids. NCBI's taxonomy places the organism in Eukaryota, Metazoa, Chordata, Actinopteri, Perciformes, Serranidae. The transcript has 8 exons. The record is from RefSeq and is a predicted model, not a curated record.